AUGUUUCUUGUUCUUCCUUCUGUCCAACCCUCGCAAACCGUCUGACAAUUCUUUUUUCAUCUUCACAAUUAGUCGUGGAUUGGUAAAAGUUUGAUCAUUAAAUUCAACUUGAUCAUCGAUUAAAUUCAACUAUUGCCCAGAAGUGUUGUUUAUUACGGGUAACCGGGCACCAGCCGACAAACAAUAUGUCAUUCGGCAAACAACCACCACUUGCUCUAUUUUGCAACGGAUCAGUCAUCAUGCCCAGUCAGAGUAACUCCAUCAGCAUAUUUCGCCAUGAUUUCAAGAAAGGUAGCUGUGAUCGGUGCAGGUGCUGCUGGCCUGAUUGCAUCUCGAGAAUUGCGCAGAGAAGGACAUGAGGUGGUAGUCUUUGAACAGAGCGAUCGAGUCGGAGGAACAUGGGUGUACAAUCCAAACGUCGAUUCUGAUCCAUUAGGAUUGGACUCGUCUCGCACCAUCAUCUUCAAUAGUCUCUAUGAGUCUCUAAGAGUUAAUCUUCCUAGAGAAGUCAUGGGUUUUAGAGAUUACCCUUUUGUUGCUCAAGUCAACGAUGAUGGUAGAGACCCAAGAAGGUUUCCUCAUCACACUGAGGUCUUACAUUAUUUGGAAGACUUUGCAAAUCAUUUCGGACUCAUUGAGUUGAUUCGGUUUGAAACUGAGGUAAUAUAUGUUGGAUUAUUGGAGGAGGAAGAGGAAUUGAAGAAUAAAUGGGUAGUCAGGUAUAGGAAGAAAGGUGAGGUUGGUAGUUCAUCUGUUGCCCAUGAGGUGUUUGAUGCUGUGGUUGUGUGUUCUGGGCAUCAUACACAUCCAAACAUUGCAGAAAUACCGGGUAUUGAUGCAUGGCCAGGGAAGCAGCUUCACAGCCACAGUUAUCGUGUUCCUGAGCCCUUCAGUGGUCAAGUUGUGCUUUUAAUAGGGAAUAGAGCUAGUGCUGCAGACAUAUCUAAGAAGAUUUUUACAGUUGCAAAAGAAGUACACAUUGCAUCAAGAUCUACCAUGAAUGUAUCACCUACCAAAUGGUUUGGUAAUAAUAACAUGCGGCAUCAUCCGUUGGUUAAGUGUGCACAUGAAGAUGGAACUGUGGUAUUCCAAGAUAGAAGCUUGGUUCGUGUUGAUGUCAUUGUACAGUGCACAGGGUACAAAUACUGUUUUCCCUUUCUUGAGAUCAGUGAUAUUGUAACCGUGGAUGACAAUUGCGUUGGGCCAUUAUACCAGCAUAUAUUCCCACCUGUUUUGGCUCCAGGGCUUUCUUUUAUCGGGUUAACUUGGAUGGCUCCACCUUUUCCCACAUUUGAGCUACAAAGCAAGUGGGUGGCUGGUGUUUUAUCCGGACGGAUUUCACUCCCAUAUAAAGAUAAGAUGAUUAAGGAUGUUGAGGCCUUCUAUUUUCAACUCAAAGUAGCAGCUGUCCCUAAGCAUUACACUCAUUUCUUAGGGGAAAAGCAGUUUGACUACGCGGAUUGGCUUGCUGCUGAGAGUGGGUGUCAACCAUUGGAGGAGUGGAGAAAAGAGAUGGCUAAAGAACGUGACAGGAAUGCUACAGCACGACCUGAAAGUUAUCGUGAUGAAUGGGAAGAUGGAGAUUUGAUCGUGCAAGCUCAUGAAGAUUUUAGCCAGUAUUUACCAGCAGAGUUGUGUGGCAGGACAAGCAAACAUAGUUUUGAAUUGAUUUCGAUACAAAUGCCAACUUUAACCAAAGUCGGUAACAACACGGUUAUGAUAGCAGAUCCGAGGACAUUGCUGAUCAGAUGGUUUUUUGGAUUUCGACUAUUCCUACAGCUGGAUCUUUCCUUCUAACAGCCUGCACUAAACAGAAGUUACCAGCCCAUUCGCUCUGAGUAAUCUUGUCUUGUGGAAGAAUCAGCUGGGGACUGUAACACGUAAUGAAGUUUCUUCGUUAUUGUUGAAAAUUUUGGAUUGAAUACCUGAAUGAUGAAUCCAUGAUGGUCCAACCUAGAGCUGGCAAACGGGCGGGACGGGUCUGGCUUGUGAUCAACCCGCGGGUUACGGGUUAAUACCAGCCUGAGCUCGCGGGUUGAAAUUCUUCACGGGUGGUCAUUUA
Papaver somniferum (opium poppy) is the source of this 2062-nucleotide messenger RNA. RefSeq names its product flavin-containing monooxygenase FMO GS-OX-like 3. Gene Ontology annotation, molecular function: flavin adenine dinucleotide binding; N,N-dimethylaniline monooxygenase activity; NADP binding. The transcript has 9 exons. The record is from RefSeq and is a predicted model, not a curated record. NCBI's taxonomy places the organism in Eukaryota, Viridiplantae, Streptophyta, Magnoliopsida, Ranunculales, Papaveraceae. Bases 277 to 1797 code for a protein of 506 amino acids.